AUGAGCUGGUCCGACCUGCCAGCCGAGCUCGUAGCCGGGAUCGCCGACAGGAUCACGGAGCACGUGGACCUCGCGCGCUUCCGCUCGGUUUGCCCAUCUUGGCGCUCGGCCUCGGCGGAGCACGCCGCACGCCGCCGCACCCCCCUGGUCCUCCUGCCCUCCCAGAGCUACUCCCGCGUCGACCGCCGUCUCUGGUCACCCGCCAACGACAGCAUCACGGAGACCCCCAUGCCCGCCGCAUGCGGUCGCUCCUUCCUUUUCGCCUCGCCUCGUGGCUGGACCCUCGGCGUGGCCAACGACCUCUCGGCCACGCUGCUGCAACCAUUCACCGGCGCGUCGGAGAGCCUGCCCGCACUGCCGCCAUCCUUCCACGGCGAAUAUGAGAAGAUCCUCCGUGACAUGGUAUGGGAUCGGUCCCCUGGCGCCGUCAUGAUCUCGCCGGGCAAAGGCGCGUUCUUCUGCAAGCUGCCGGGCGACGGCGGGUCAUGGAGCGCCGCCGGAUCCUCGCAAACGGCUGCCGUCAGCAGCAUCACCUACGAUGACGGUACGUUUUACCUUCUGGACGGGCGAGCCCGCAGGGUCACGGCCGUGGACGCCGCAACUUUCGCCGUGACCGCCGUAGUCGAGCCACCAGAUCUGGUGUCGCCCAGACAUGCUUGGUGCACACCCGAGUCCACGCUCGUCGUGUCCUCCGGCGAGCUGCUCCUCAUCGUCAGGACGCACCUCUUGUUCCAAGUAGCACCAUACGGCUCGGGGGGCCUCUUCAAGGUCUUCCGCGCGGACAGCCGGAGCCUGGCGGCCGGAUGGUCGGAGGUCGCCGGCGGCGGCAUCGGCAACCGCGCCCUGUUCGUGGACCAUCUGCGCGGCUUCUGCGUGGAGGUCAGCGGGCUCAACGGGGUGCGGAGGAACUGCGUGUACGUGGCCAGCUCGCACGAGAUGGUGAACGACGACUACGGGCUGGACGUUUAUGGGAGGUACACCGUCUCGGUGCUCGACCUCGACGACCUUUCCACCCAGGAUCUCUCAUACGGGAACCUGUUGAAGUGCAUGUGUGGCAGUGGCCUUCUUGGAUCAUGCCAAGUCCGCGCUGAUCCAAACAAAACUCUGCUUUGUCGCAGGAAAUAA
This is a messenger RNA of Triticum turgidum subsp. durum (durum wheat), 1125 nucleotides long. Lineage: Eukaryota; Viridiplantae; Streptophyta; Magnoliopsida; Poales; Poaceae. The record is from the annotation of a GenBank genome assembly.